GAACGCCAGCACCGGCCCUCGUCGGCCCCAGUCGGCCAGAAAGGCGGUGGGAAUGCCGGCCAGGGCGCGUGUGAUGCGAAACCCGGCCUGCUCCAGCGCAUCGAUGUGCAGCUGGGCCGAAGCCGUCUCGGCAUAGCGCAGCUCGGCCAGCGACCAGAUGCUGUCGGCCAGGGCCGCCAUGCGCGCGGACUGCUGCUGGAAGAAAUCCUGAAGAUGAUCGACCGCGCUCAUUCCGGCUUCACUCCUGCCUUGUCCAGCAGCGCCUUGUUGCGCUGCAGUUCGCUGGCGAUCUGGGCAGGGAAGCGGCCCUGGUCCAUCUCGGCGCACGGCCUUCGUGGACGCUUCCUGCAACUGCCGGACGAUGGCGGGCGGCGUGCCGGCCGGCACGACCAGGCCGAACCAGCUGAUGCCCAGCUCGUUGAGCUGCGCAUAGCCCAGCUCCUUGAAGGUGGGUACAUCGGGCAGAUCGGGCGAGCGGCUGUCGCCCGACAGUGCCACGGGGAUGAGCUUGCCACCCUUGAUCUGGGGCAUGGCCGAAGGCAGCUGAUCGGUCAUCACCUGCACCAUGCCCGCCAGGGCGUCGUUGAGCGCCGGGCCGUUGCCGCGAUAGGGCACGAUCUGGAUCUGGGUCUUCAUGGUCUCGUUGAAGGACGCCACCAUCAGAUGGCCCAGCGUGCCCAGGCCCGGCACGCCCGCACUGUAGGCGCCGGGCUGGGCGCGCAGCCUGGCCAGGAACCCCGCGAAAUCCUUGACGCCCAUCUUGGGAUGGACCAUGUAGACCGAUGGCAUGGUCACCAGGUUGGCCACGGGCAGGAGCCUGCCUUCCAGCCUGGCGGCGCGCGUAUACAGCGAGGGGUUGAUGGUGGCCGUGCUCACCGUGGCCAUGCCGAUGGUGUAUCCGUCUGGCGCCGCCUGGGCAAUGCUUUCGGUACCGAUCAGGCCACCCGCGCCGGCCUUGUUGUCCACCACCACGGGCUGGCCCAGCGUGCUGCGCAGGCCUUCGGCGAUCACGCGCGCGACGAUGUCGGUGGAGCCGCCGGCCGCAAAGGGCACGAUGAGCUUGACGGGCUUGCUCGGAUAGGCGUCGGCCGCAUGGGCCGUGCGGGCCAGGGUGAGGCCGCACAGCGCGGCGCAAAGGCCCGCGCCCAGGGAAAGCAGGGUGCGGCGCGGCAGGGGCUUGGCUUGCAUGGCAUGGACUCCAUCGACGGGGAGGGAGCCGCAGCCUGGGCCGUGCCGGCUCCCGAUGCAGGCGACUAUAGAAAUCCUGCCGCCCGCGGCCUGCCUGGGGAAAACACCAAGAUUCCCAUGAGCCACGAUUUUGACGACCGCGAAGGCCUGGACGAUGCGGCCACGCCCCAGGGCCGGCUGCUGUUCUCGCGCCUGACCAAGCAUGUGCGCCUGCGCCAGCUGCAGCUGCUGGUGGCGCUGCAGCAAUGCGGCUCGGUGGUGCAGGCCGCCGCCACGCUGCACAUGAGCCAGUCGGCAGCCACCCAGGCGCUGGCCGAGAUGGAGCGCGUGCUCGACAUCCGCCUGUUCGAGCGGCAUGCGCGCGGCAUACGCCCCACGCUGGCCGGCCAGACCCUGGUGGACACGGUGCGCGGCGUGCUGGCCGCGCUGGAGGAGGUGGCGGAAUCGCUGGCCGCCAUUCGCCGGGGCGCCGCGGCCGCGCUGCGCCUGGGCGCCAUUCCGGCGGCGGCCCUGGCCAUUCUUUCGCCCCUGCUGGCGCGGUUCUAUGCCGAACACCCCGAGGUGCAUGUCGAUGUGCACGAAGACGCCAGCACCCGGCUGCUGUCCCA
This is a messenger RNA of Ilex paraguariensis (yerba mate), 1796 nucleotides long. The record is from the annotation of a GenBank genome assembly. Lineage: Eukaryota; Viridiplantae; Streptophyta; Magnoliopsida; Aquifoliales; Aquifoliaceae.